This is a messenger RNA of Talaromyces atroroseus, 1578 nucleotides long. RefSeq names its product Threonine synthase. The transcript is spliced from 4 exons. Gene Ontology annotation, biological process: L-threonine biosynthetic process. NCBI's taxonomy places the organism in Eukaryota, Fungi, Ascomycota, Eurotiomycetes, Eurotiales, Trichocomaceae. The record is from RefSeq and is a predicted model, not a curated record. The coding region runs from base 1 to 1578 and encodes 525 amino acids. Gene Ontology annotation, molecular function: threonine synthase activity.
AUGAUUGCAUCAUUCCUAAGUACCCGGGGGGGUUCUUACGGUGUCUCCUUCGAAGAAGCAGUCCUCCAGGGUCUCGCCCCUGACGGUGGACUGUUUGUUCCUGAGUCGAUUCCAUCUCUCCCAUGUGAUUGGAACAACUGGGUCGAUCUUUCAUUCGAAGAGCUCGCAUUCGAAAUCUUAACCCUAUAUAUCCCAUCAACUGAGAUUCCUCACCAAUUUCUCAAAGCGAUUAUACAUCAAGCAUACGCAAGCUUCAGAGUUCCAGACGUGACGCCUACGAUAACCCUCGACAAUGAAAGGAAGAUACACUUACUUGAAUUGUUUCAUGGCCCGACCUUUGCGUUUAAGGAUAUUGCACUGCAAUUUUUCGGCAAUCUCCUAGAGUUCUUCCUGGAGAGACGGAAUCAGACCCUACAAAAAGCGGGCCAGGAUCGCGAGCAUUAUGUUGUUGUUGGUGCUACAUCGGGAGACACUGGCUCUGCUGGAAUUGAAGGUCUCAGGGGAAAAAAGGAUGUCUCCGUGUUUGUUCUAUUCCCUACGGGAAGGGUUUCCUCGGUACAGGAGGCACAAAUGACUACUGUACCUGAUGCGAAUGUACACUGCUUGAGUGUGGAUGGGACCUUUGAUGAUUGCCAGGGACUUUUAAAAGGCCUCUUUGCAGACCGUUCCGCCAUGGCACCAUUCAACUUGACGUCAAUCAAUUCAAUCAACGUCUCCAGAAUUUUGGCGCAGGUUACUUUCUACUUUGCGUCAUAUUUCUCGCUUGUCCGGUCUGGCAAGUUCAAUCCCUCGAGCGAUCAAAUCAAAUUCUCCGUCCCUACUGGAAACUUCGGUGAUAUCCUGGCUGGGUUUCUUGCAAAGCGAAUGGGUCUUCCGAUAUCACAACUCAUUGUUGCCACAAAUGAGAAUGAUAUCCUUCAUCGCUUCUGGCAGACGGGCACCUAUGAAAAGCUCAAAAGCACGGGUUCCAAUACCCAUGCAGGCGCUGUGAAAGAGACCAUGUCCCCUGCCAUGGACGUUCUCAUCAGCAGUAAUUUUGAACGGCUCCUAUGGUUCCUUGCAUACGACGUCUACGGCAGUGAAGUCGAUGGUGAAAGAGAAAAAUUGCAGGUGGCAUCUUCGAUGGUCCGACAAUGGCAGGCGGCUCUCAAGUCAGAAGACAGAUUCUCCGUUGAGCAGAAGAUGUUGAAUGCUGCAAGGGCAGAAUUUUCAUCUCAGCGAGUAUCAGAUGCGGAAACGCUGGCUACUAUUCAUGAUGUGUACCAAUGGACUGGUUUGAAACAUUACGUCUUAGAUCCACAUUCUGCUAUUGGCGUUACAGCUGCGAUCCGUUCAGCUGAAGCAGCUCCAAGUUUCCACCAUGUGGCUUUGUCGACCGCACAUCCGGCCAAGUUCAGCCAUGCUGUGGAACUGGCCCUUUCAGAAGAACAAGGGUUCCUGUUCAGUGAUAUCCUACCCCCACAGCUCUCGGUACUAGAAAAACUUCCACGACGAGUGAUUCAUGUAAAGAGGAGGGAUGGGUUAGACGGCGUCCGGAAGAUUAUCAUGGAGGAAGUUGGAAAAGUAACCAAGACCUGA